Messenger RNA from Gossypium raimondii (Peruvian cotton), 1122 nucleotides. RefSeq names its product rust resistance kinase Lr10. Lineage: Eukaryota; Viridiplantae; Streptophyta; Magnoliopsida; Malvales; Malvaceae. The record is from RefSeq and is a predicted model, not a curated record. Gene Ontology annotation, molecular function: ATP binding; protein kinase activity. Gene Ontology annotation, biological process: protein phosphorylation. Bases 73 to 1101 code for a protein of 342 amino acids. The transcript has a single exon.
UUGAGGUCGCUGCCUGGGAUCAUUUGUUUGCUUGCUCUUAUUAUUUGCAAAUGGAGAAGAAGACACUUAUCUAUGGAUGGUAUGAUUGAAGAGUUCCUUCAAAGUCAAAAUAAUUUUGUUCCCAUAAGGUAUUCCUAUAGAGAAAUUAAAAAAAUGACAAAAAAUUUUAACGAUAAAUUAGGUGAAGGGGAUUAUGGAUCAGUAUUUAAAGGAAAACUUCGUAGUGGACAUCACGUGGCAAUAAAAUUGUUGGGCAAAUCAAAGGGUAAUGGUCAAGAUUUCAUAAAUGAAGUUGCUUCUAUUGGAAGAAUUCAUCAUGCUAAUGUGGCAAAACUUAUUGGAUUUUGUGUGGAGGGAUCAAAGCAAGCUCUAGUAUAUGACUUCAUGCCUAAUGGAUCUUUAGAUAAAAUCAUAUUUACCGAAGAAAAUAAGAAUACUUUGAGCUGGAAAAAAAUGUUUGAUAUUGUGCUUGGGGUAGCUCAAGGAAUUCAUUACUUGCAUCAAGGAUGUGACAUGCAAAUUCUACAUUUUGAUAUCAAGCCACACAAUAUUCUUCUUGAUGAGCAUUUUAACCCAAAAGUUUCCGAUUUUGGUCUUGCUAAAUUGUAUUCAGUAGAUGAUAGCAUUGUCUCUCUCACUGCGGCACGAGGAACGAUAGGAUAUAUUGCUCCUGAAUUGGUUUACAAAAAUCUUGGAGGCAUCUCAUACAAAGCCGAUGUUUAUAGUUUUGGAAUGUUACUGAUGGAAAUGGUAGGAAGGAGAAAGAAUGUGAAUGCAUUUGCUGACCACACUAGUCAGAUCUAUUUUCCAUCUUGGAUUUAUGACCGAUUAGAUCAAGGAGAGGACAUAGAGCUAGGAGAUGUUUCUGACGAUGAAAAAGUAAUGGUGAAGAAGAUGAUAAUAACUGCCUUUUGGUGUAUACAAUUAUUGCCUUCUGAUCGUCCUUCAAUGAAUAAAGUGUUGAAGAUGCUUGAAUCUAAUGUUGAACUCCUUGAGAUGCCUCCUAAACCAUUCCAUCAACUUCCUCUUGAUGAGAACUCUAAUGAUGAGCCAAGUACACCAUUGGAUAGUGUUACUAUAGCGAGUUCAAAUAUUGCAUAAGGUUAGAAACAUUUUACUUCA